Tachysurus vachellii is the source of this 1637-nucleotide messenger RNA. It is a transcript of the gene slc7a5, whose product is annotated as solute carrier family 7 member 5. Bases 118 to 1623 code for a protein of 501 amino acids. Gene Ontology annotation, cellular component: membrane. Lineage: Eukaryota; Metazoa; Chordata; Actinopteri; Siluriformes; Bagridae. The transcript is spliced from 11 exons. Gene Ontology annotation, biological process: amino acid transmembrane transport; neutral amino acid transport. Gene Ontology annotation, molecular function: L-amino acid transmembrane transporter activity; neutral L-amino acid transmembrane transporter activity. The record is from RefSeq and is a predicted model, not a curated record.
CACGCUUCUGUGAGUCACAGCACCGGGACGCGGACGGAGCGCGUUGGCUGCUUCUUUUUUAAACAUUAAUAACAAAAAAGGGCCUUUUUUUUUAUCUCAAACCCGAAAGGACCGAAAAUGCCGAAUGUAAAGAAGAGAAAUUCGGCGCCAGGCGCUGAGGACCAACAGGCGGCGGAGAAGAUGCUCGGCAGCGGCGGCGGGGGACCGGCGGCGGAUGGAGAGGAGACGGUGGUGCUGCAGCGCACCAUCACGCUGCUGAACGGGGUGGCCAUCAUCGUGGGCACCAUCAUCGGCUCGGGCAUCUUCGUGACGCCGACCGGCGUGGUGAAGGAGGCAGGUUCUGUAGGUCUGUCCCUGGUGGUGUGGUCGGUGUGUGGCGUGUUCUCCACAGUGGGCGCUCUGUGUUACGCAGAACUCGGGACCACCAUCACCAAGUCCGGGGGCGACUACGCCUACAUCCUCGAGGUGUACGGAUCACUGCCGGCUUUCCUCAAGCUCUGGAUCGAGCUGCUCAUCAUCAGACCUUCAUCACAGUACAUCGUCGCUUACGUCUUUGCCACAUACCUGCUCAAGCCUUUGUUCCCGGUGUGUCCGGUACCGGAGACCGGGGCCAAGCUGGUCGCGUGUCUGUGCAUCCUGUUGUUGACGGCGGUGAAUUGCUACAGCGUUCGUGCCGCCACCCGAGUCCAAGACGCCUUCGCUGCUGCUAAGCUCUUUGCUUUGGGACUCAUCAUCAUUAUCGGCUUUGUACAGAUCGGCAUAGGUGAUACCCCGUACCUUUCACCCGAGAAUUCUUUUAAAGGAUCCAACAGCGACUUUGGGAACAUCGGCCUGGCUCUCUACAGCGGCCUUUUCGCAUACGGAGGCUGGAAUUAUUUGAAUUUUGUCACUGAAGAAAUGAUCGAGCCGUACAAAAAUCUGCCACGUGCCAUCAUCAUUUCGCUGCCCAUAGUCACCAUCGUCUAUGUGCUGACGAACCUGGCCUACUUCACCACUCUCAGCCCUGAGCAGAUGCUCAGCUCUGAGGCUGUAGCUGUGGAUUUUGGGAAUUAUCACUUGGGCCCCAUGGCGUGGAUCAUCCCGGUGUUUGUGGGACUUUCCUGCUUCGGCUCGGUCAACGGCUCACUCUUCACCUCAUCCAGGUUGUUCUUUGUCGGGUCACGUGAAGGUCAUCUUCCCAGCCUGCUGUCCAUGAUUCACCCAAACCUGUACACUCCUCUGCCCUCACUCCUGUUCACAUGCUUGAUGACGCUCCUCUACGCCUUUUCCAACGACAUCUUCUCGGUCAUCAAUUUCUUCAGCUUCUUCAACUGGCUCUGCAUCGCCAUGGCGAUCAUUGGAAUGAUGUGGCUGCGCUAUAAAAAACCCGAGCUUGAGCGGCCAAUCAAAGUGAACAUCCUGUUGCCUCUUUCCUUCGUCCUGGCGUGUCUCUUCCUGAUCGUGGUGUCCAUCUGGAAAACUCCAGCCGAGUGCGGGAUCGGAUUCGGCAUCAUCGCCACCGGCGUUCCCGUCUACUUCUUCGGCGUCUGGUGGAAGAACAAACCCAAGUGGCUGAAGCAGCUGAUCUUCUCAGCCACAGCAACCUGUCAGAAGUUGUUGGACGUCGUGCCUCAGGAGUCGUGAAGAUGCUGAAAACC